AUGAAGAAGGCAAUUCGAAAAGCCUUUGGAAGUUUGAAAGGAAUCAAGGAUGAGCAAAUUUUUACCUCCUUAAACAAAGUCAAUGAGACUUUGACCAUGCUUAGCAUCUUAAAAGAAGCAGAAGUAGUCACUGUCAGCUCAUUAGAAUCUUUGUUGCUAUUUAUCCCUGGCUCAAAGUGGUCAGUAAUAUCCAAGUUGAUGCAGCCUAAUAGAGUGGAAUGUGAUUCUCAAGAGUCAGACACAAAUGAAUUUGUAAAGGUGGCUGCAGCUUUGCAGUCUCUCAUCAACCACAUGCUUUCAUCUAUUGAGAAUUUUCUAAGCCAUGUGGAAAAUUUGCAUAUUUGCAUUCAGAAUCUAGAAGUAGGAGUUGAACGCCUCUCAUGGCAACUAAUUAGAAUCAUACUUUCCCUUCUCAAUAUCAAAAAUCACUAG
Messenger RNA from Glycine soja, 432 nucleotides. RefSeq lists its product as uncharacterized. The transcript has a single exon. Gene Ontology annotation, biological process: root development; shoot system development. The coding region runs from base 1 to 432 and encodes 143 amino acids. The record is from RefSeq and is a predicted model, not a curated record. Lineage: Eukaryota; Viridiplantae; Streptophyta; Magnoliopsida; Fabales; Fabaceae.